This is a messenger RNA of Penaeus chinensis, 1886 nucleotides long. Its product is annotated as protein RFT1 homolog. NCBI's taxonomy places the organism in Eukaryota, Metazoa, Arthropoda, Malacostraca, Decapoda, Penaeidae. Bases 148 to 1857 code for a protein of 569 amino acids. The record is from RefSeq and is a predicted model, not a curated record. Gene Ontology annotation, biological process: dolichol-linked oligosaccharide biosynthetic process; glycolipid translocation. Gene Ontology annotation, cellular component: endoplasmic reticulum membrane. The transcript has 12 exons.
GACUCCUUUACGAACUCCGGCAAAUGUAAACAACUUUUGACACUUGUUUAUUUACAGAAAAAAUAAGAAGAACAGGUGUACGAAGAAAGACGUUCAAGCUGAUUCUGGAAAGGCAUGGAUUUUUAGUCUUGUACUUAUACAAGCAAAAUGAAAGACCCAGAGACCCUUAAAAAAGGAGCAUUAGUAUCUGCUGCAUAUGAUACUCUGUUACAGGUUAGCCUCCGAGUCCUGUCUUUUGUCCUUAAUGCCUUCAUUGUCCGCCACGUGAGUCGAGAGGUUUUUGCAGUGAUGACAGUCCGUCUUCACUUACUCUAUGCCACAGGACUGCUUCUGUCAAGAGAGGCUUUCAGGCGGGCUGCUCUCAGUUCCAAAAGUGUUGAAAAUAUACAGAAAGUUAUCAACCUCAUUUGGAUUGGGCCUUUAGUUUCAGGGCCAGUAUGUCUCUUUGGCUGGUAUGUUUGGCUACAUGCUAUGGAACAGCCACCAGAGACUGUCACCAGGAACUACAGUGCAGGAGUGACAUUUAUGGCUCUGAGUGUUGUAGUAGAGGUGUUGGCUGAAGUGCCGUUUGUCCUAGCAGAACUUCAGCUUUGGAAUAAAACAAAGGUUGUGAUUGAAGGCUUAAUGCAGUUGCUUCGAUCGGUGCUCCUUGCAUUGUUUGUGUACAUUUGGCCUUUUCAAGCAGUGCUUAUGUACGGGGUCAGUCAUUUGAUUGGCUCAUUUUUAUACUGUUUUGCAUACUAUGGCCUCUUCGUCCACACCUUUGCGAAGAAGGAAGAAGCUGCCAAACUGCCCAUACAGAAUUUCCGGCAGAUGCUCCCGAGAACCAAAGGAGAUAAGAUGCUGCCAGAAAUAGAUGCAGAGUUGGGAUCUAUCUCCUGGAGCUUCUUCAAGCAAGGCUGGCUCAAGGAAGUGCUCACAGAAGGGGAACUCUACCUCAUGAAUUUCUUCUCACUCAUUUCUUUAGCCCAGCAAGGGGUUUAUCAGGUUGUGAGCAACUUGGGGUCCCUUGCAGCUCGUCUCGUUUUCCGCAGCAUCGAAGCAGCAGCUUACAAGUACUUUGCCCAGAUGCUUUAUCGAGGGAAGAGCAUAGCUGAGCAAGACCAGAUGCGAGUGACUGAAGUUGCAAGAUUUUUAUCAACAUUACUCCGUAGCCUUAUACUUGUCAGCCUUAUUGUCCUCUCCUUUGGGUGGUCAUAUUCACAUCUGCUCCUUCAGCUUUAUGGUGGCAGUCAGCUGAGUGAUGGUGGAGGAACACCACUUAUGAGAGCCCAGUGUUUCUUCGUUGUUUUCUUAGCGGUUAAUGGAGUCACAGAAGCAUACACUUUUGCAGCCAUGAAUGAUAAAGAAUUAGAAAGAUACAAUUACCUGCUGGUCAUGUUCUCAAUUGCAUACAUCGGAAUGGCAGUCGUUCUUACACAGAUAUUUGGUGCUCUAGGCUUCCUUUACGCCAAUUGCAUCAACAUGAGUUUCAGAAUUAUAUAUAGCCUGUGGUUUAUCCAUAAUCAGUAUAAGGAAACUGAUCAUGAACCUCUCACUGGUUUGUAUAUUCCCCUGAAGCUAGUUUUCAUGUUCGUUGUGGCUGCAGUUGUAACAGCCCUGUCUGAGCUUAUUGUUUACCCAAGAAGCAUCAUCAUGCACAUCUCAAUUGGAGGAGUCUGCCUGGUGGUAGUCGCCUAUUUCUUGCGUUGGGAGUUGAAGACACUUUAUGAAAAAAUCUUAGGAAUCUUAAGUAAAUGUCUUACAAGGUCUGAAUACAGGGAUAGGCAGCCAAGUGGAGAUAAAUUUUCUCAUGUAUGGGUUGUUAAUAAAAUACAUUCAAUGUUAUAUAGCUAUGACAAAGAGAAAAGUAAAUGAUUGUAUUUAAAAUAAAGGUUUUUAUAAUG